UAUUACAACGGCAUUUUUUACUAGCAUUUUCAUAUAGACUUAAACAAUAUAUUUCCUUAUAAAAAGAAAUGUUUUACCCCGUCGAUUCUUUGAAAAGAGGUGGUAGAUUUUAUUUAUGUUGGGUUGCGGAUUCUUGGCCACAACGUUUUCAAGCCAUUAAUAAUCGUCAAAUUUGGUCUCAAGACAUUAGACGAAUAUGUCAUGAUCUACAAGAAGUAAUAUGUCAGGAAUCACGUCGUCCGUCGAAGAGAUUCUCUCUUCGGUUAACAUCACAACUUAUUCACGGAUUAGUAAUCUUGUAUCAUAGAAAAGUAAAUGUAUUAAUUGGUGAUCUUUGUAUGAUACAAGCUCAUGCAAUGCACAAUACUAACAAGAGGCGUAAAUGGGUAGAUCAAGUGAGAGUUCAUGACCCAAGAUCAGCUCAGAUACCCAGACUAGUUAUUGAGGAAGUCGGAGAUGAACAACAAGUAGAAGAACUUUUACAAAGAACUGGAAAUAUAGUAGUCUCUGUAGAAGAUAUAACAUUGCGAGAACCUACCCUACCUGAAAAUCGACCUAUUGAUGAUGGCUUCGGCGAAAUGCACUUAGAUCUGCCGGUGAUAAAUGAUAGGACGAUCGAAUUGAUGCUCGGCCCUGAUGGAAGUGCGGCACAACAGAGCGUUAUAGACCCUUGGGGUCUGUCGCCCGACCGGUUGAUCGAUCAGUUGAGGGUUGAUAAAUCUGCACAUAUGGAGAGGGCGUCGGAUCAUGACAUUUCUCUAUUCAAUAAAACCACCGGAGCCGAACUACAAGCCCCUGGUGACUUCGGCAAAGAAAUUCCCGAUAUCCAGUUACCCGAAAUACCCGAUCCCCAAGAAAUACAAAUGGAAAUGGUCCCACAUGAGAAUGAAAACCGAAAUAUGGAGGCUGAAGAUAUUUUAUUAGAAGAAAUUCCGAUCGAGGAAUACCAAGCUCAGCAACAUACAAGGAAACGCAAGCGCAUCGUAAUGAAGAUAGAUGAAUGUACAAAGUUAGGAAAUGCUUACAUGCGGUCUCGGGUUAACGAUAUUAAAGUGGAACAGCGGUGCCAGGAUCCGGCCUCCGAUAUAUCACGAAUACAAGUAUCCGUCCGACAAAUGUUACACCGUCCGACAUGCGCGGGCGCACGCAUCACGCACAAUCUAGGAUUUGUAAUCAGGAAGAUGUACUUGAGCAGCCUUUGCAAGUUAGACAGAUGUGACGUGGCUGAGGUACCAAUGAUACAAAGGCAACAUCAGGAUACAAUGAUGAUGGUAAAAGAAACUGAAGACCCUAUGCUAGCGCCUGUGAUUGAAGAACCACAGUUACUUGGCCGUGAACAGGCAAUUGUUGAUGCCGAUGUAUCUGUUUAUACUUCUGCGGUCGGACCAAAUGUUUCUGGUCUUGGGCCAAAUGCUUCCGCUCUUGGACCAAACGUUUCUGCUGCUGGAAGAAAUGAGACUUCCGUUGUAUCGGAUAUAGUUAUGGAGGAAGUUCAAGAUGUAUCAAUUUUACCCACUCAAAAGAUAUCGGAAGUGCAAGUUAAAGAAGUACCAUCUGCGCCUAAAAGACGUCGAACUAAUGGGACAAACGAAGCAAGACUCAUGAUAAAUACAGAUAAAGAGAACCAACCGCCCAACAAACAAUUGGACCAUCUCUCUGAAAUGCUCCACGAAGCUGGAAUUUCCGAUAUACCUGAAAUACAACCGGAAAGGGAAGUUGAGAAUAGUCUAAGGAAAAAGUCCAGCGAGAACAGUGAGACUCCUUUAGGAAGCCUCGAUAGGACAAAGGUGUCGUUGGGAGAUACUGACAGCUGCACAGAUUCACAAAGGAUGAUAAAGAAAGAUUGGGGAACAUUCAGCACUAUGGUCAGAAUAUUCCAGUGUAAAGCAGCAGGAUGUGAUCCUCUUAAUAUAAGGGUACUUCUCGAGCGGGGUCCGGUUUUACCCGGACAUGGCCGGCUAACCGCCGCUAAAUGCUUCAGCUCGUUAUUAAAACUUAAACAACAAAGAUUCAUACGCAUUGAGAAAAAUCCUGUUACCCUAGAAAUAGUGGAUAUCAAUCUAGGACCCAGAUUCGACAGAACUUGAUUAUAUAUUACUGUCAAAUGUGUAUUUAACUUUUAUAUUUUUAUUAAUUGUGGUCUUUUUUCUUUGUUCAAGUGCCCCUCCAUUACUGGAGGUUGGCCGUCAGUUUGUAUUUAUUGUGGUAGGAGUCACUAAAAUGUAACCAAAGUAAAUAUAAAUUAUAUUUCUUUGUUACUUUUGCCUUCUUAAUAGAUAUAUCAACAUUGGAUAGUUUAUUAGUUUUUUAAUAUUUUUUGUAAUGUGUUUUUGUAUGUUGUAUCUUGAAUAGUGGUCUUCUUUCAAGCGAGUUUCAAAUUAUACUUAUUUUUUAUAUUAUUUUUAUUUUCGAUAUGGUGGGGAAAACCAUUUUUUGUUAGUGUUUUAUACGUGUCUGGUACAUGUUCUACAAAAAUAUAAGGUUUCUGAA
This is a messenger RNA of Pieris rapae (cabbage white), 2490 nucleotides long. RefSeq lists its product as uncharacterized. NCBI's taxonomy places the organism in Eukaryota, Metazoa, Arthropoda, Insecta, Lepidoptera, Pieridae. The transcript has 16 exons. The record is from RefSeq and is a predicted model, not a curated record. Gene Ontology annotation, biological process: mitotic sister chromatid cohesion; synaptonemal complex assembly; replication-born double-strand break repair via sister chromatid exchange. Gene Ontology annotation, molecular function: protein binding; chromatin binding. Gene Ontology annotation, cellular component: cohesin complex; synaptonemal complex. Bases 69 to 2087 code for a protein of 672 amino acids.